This is a messenger RNA of Argiope bruennichi, 6022 nucleotides long. Its product is annotated as signal peptide peptidase-like 2A. NCBI's taxonomy places the organism in Eukaryota, Metazoa, Arthropoda, Arachnida, Araneae, Araneidae. The record is from RefSeq and is a predicted model, not a curated record. Gene Ontology annotation, biological process: membrane protein proteolysis. Gene Ontology annotation, cellular component: cytoplasmic side of endoplasmic reticulum membrane; Golgi-associated vesicle membrane; lumenal side of endoplasmic reticulum membrane. Gene Ontology annotation, molecular function: aspartic endopeptidase activity, intramembrane cleaving. The transcript has 17 exons. The coding region runs from base 219 to 1952 and encodes 577 amino acids.
UCUGCAUGGAAACGCCAUUAUCUUCCGCAUCAUUUCCCAAACUGAAACCGAAGUAGCAUCAUAUUAUUUGGUAUCGUUUUUAGACUCCUUCUCCGGCAUAAUGUAGCAAAUUAAUCAAGCAAAUGUUUUUUAAAUUUAAGUAGGAAAUAUUCAGUUGUAAAUAUGUAUAAAUUUAUUUAUUUUGAAAUUGGAAAGAUUUUUUCAUUCCAUUAGCAGCAAUGAAUUUUGUUUGCCUCUUAGCGAAACCAUCUGCAAUUUGGAUUUUCUUUGUUUCUAUGUUCAAUUUAUGCAGAGCUUAUCACUAUGUCGUCAUGAGGGCUGAAUCUACUACAAGAAGCAAUGAUUUUUGCGUUUACUCGGAAAUAGACCCUUCCCUUCCACAACAGGCUGCAGAAGCUAAACCUCACACUCUGGAAAUUAAGGAUGCAGUUGAUUGGUGUACAAAUAAUUCAAAGAAUAAUGCAUCAGAUAAAGUUUUAUUAUUACCAGCAGGUGAUUGCAGUCUUUCUGAUCAAAUACAAAAUUUCUAUCACAUGGGUGGAGAAGUUAUACUCUUUAUCAAUAAUGGUUCAUUGAAUGAUAUGAAUUUUUCUGAAUAUAAGUAUCUGAAUGGAACUGGAAUUCCUGCCAUGAAAAUAUCUGAAAAUUCUGCCAAUGUCUUAAAAGAAAUGGGUAAAAUCAUUACUGUUCAGCUAUUUAAACCACAUGAUGAUCAAGGUUUGUAUAUCGUAGUAGUUUUAGGAGCAUUAGCUUUAUUCACUGUGGCUGCUGGUUCAUAUAUGUCUGGACUUACAAGUUACAAAAUUUUCAAGGAAAGUAUAACUAAAAAAGAUCGUGCUUCUGGUCGUGGUCCAAAAAUGCAUCGAAAUGAUGCACGGCAGAACAGACGGUUCAAAAAAGAACAGUUACUUAAAAAUUUGGCAAAUAAAAUGGAAUAUGGUGAAGAAUAUGGCAUACCUAUCCUAAUCUUAACUCCAUGCUAUACAGUCUAUUUGAUUGUAGGACUUGUAAUUACAAUAGUUUUAGGAUAUCUUCUAAAGAAAUAUUUAUUGAUAUUUUCCUUAGUUUCCUUCACAUCUGGUAGCAUAAUAUGCUUAUAUUUCUGCUUAUAUUCAUGGACAAGAAAAUAUAAAAGCUAUUUUGUCAAGUAUGCAUUUGUUUUCUGCAAUAGAAAAAUAGUUUUCACUGCUUUGUCUCUUAUUUUGCAAACAGUUUCAUUUGGUAUACCCAUAUUAUGGGUAAUCUUCAGAAACGCAAAGUAUGCAUGGAUGCUGCAGAAUAUCUUAAGCAUAUUUUUAUGUUUUGGUUUGCUAAGACUGUUUCGACUUUCAAGCCUGAAGAUGUGCUCCAUUCUACUUGUUUUACUUUUUAUUCUGGACAUAUUUUUUGUGAUCGUUACGCCUCUUUUUACUAAAAACGGAAAGAGUGUUAUGGGCGAUCUUGCUACUGGUGGAAAUUUUGAAAAACUGGAUGAUGCAAACUUUAUGGAAGAGGUGGCAGCUGGUAGAAAACAUAUUGAAUUUAUACCAUCUCUAAUGCAAGUGAAGGAUAUUGGAUUUGAUGAUUUAGGAGUUUGUCAUCAACGUUGGACAGGUCUUGGUCUUGGAGAUAUAAUAAUGCCUGGCUUGUUAUUAUCUUAUUGCUAUGCAUUCGAUCUUUGUUUUGUCAAGAAAAUGAUCUACUACCCUAUAUCUGUCAUAUUGUAUGGCAUAGGUCUAUCUCUAUCAACCAUAUCUUUAAUUUUCUGGAAUGCUGAACAGCCUGCUCUAUUAUAUAUUGUGCCACCCCUCUUAAUACCAAUAAUGCUGUUGGGAUGGUACCGUGGUGAACUUAGUACAUUAUGGUAUGGUCUCAAAGUUAUAAAAGCACAUAUAAGGAAGGAAAACAGCAACAAUGACCAAGAUUCUUGGGAUAUUAAGUUAUCUCUUGAUGACCAAGCAGAAGCUACCUAAUUAUUGAGUAUAAUGUUUGCCCUUACUGAAAUGCUGCAUUCACGAAGAAAUGUUUUCUGGAAAAUAUACAAAAUUAUGCAGUUGAAAGCAUGAAGCAUCUCUGAAGCAUUUUAGAUGAAAUUUUUUUCAUGAAUUUUGGAAAAUGAAGUCAUUGUUUUAAAGUAAAAACAAUUUCAUUGUUCAUCAAACAAAAUAUGAUAUGUAGACUAUGCACUACUAUUUUUAAGAAUUUUUAUAUGUAUAUUUCAAAAAGUUAUAAGGUGAUUUUUUUAAAAUUUUUGCAUGAUAAUGAUUUUAAAAUUUAAGAUAUCAUAAAAAAAUCACUAAACUGUCUCAAAAUAACAAAUGCAUCACUUACCGCUUUCUAAAUAUUAAUGUGCAAAACUUUGGAAAAUACAAAACUCAGUUUUUUAGAAAAAGUGAUUUAUAACAUUUUAACAUCUGAUCUCAGAUAUGUAAUAUGCUAUUUAUUGCCAUACAGUUGUGUUGCAAAUGUGAUUGUGAUUUUGUAAACAGUAAGUUUAAAUUGAUGCAAUUAUUUUUAUCCCUAUUAUAUAAGUUUUUUGAUGGUUUUAAAAUAUAAUGUUUUUGAUCGAAACUGAAACUAAAAAAAUUCCUUGGGAGCUGUUCAAAUUUCAUUAUUAAAGCAGAUGUUAGUAACCCUCAGACCUCAAAUGGUAGGAUUUUUUUAAAGUUUCAAAUUAGCUAGAUGCAAAAUAAUUUUUAGAAUGCAGAUAUAUUGAAAUAAUUUUUACAUAAAUAAUAAUCAGAGUCUAUUAAAAAAAUCUUGUAACUAAAAAUUAGUUUUAAACUUUUAAUUUAUUUUUUAGUUAUAUAUUUCUUUAUAUUAUUUUUUAUUUAAUUAUUGUAUAUUUAUAUUAUUUAUUCAUAUACUACUUAUAUAUUCCAUAAUCUUACUGUGAUUAUUGGCACAAGAUGAUCUUCAAUAUUCACAAAGAAACUUUUUUCAGAAACAAAACCACUGUUUUGCUAACUACAAAAUGCAACACAAAACACACAUGAAGCUAAAAUAAAUAUAUAUGAAAUUAAAUACUUUUUGCCUCAGUUAUAUACCAGUUGCUGUUAUUUUGGGCUUAUUGCAUUUUUGAAUCGGGAGUUAAUGUUUAUAUUUACAAUGCAAAAUUUUUAAUCAUAAGACAAAAAUUCAGACUAUCUGCAAACACAUCCUAUAUAAUGUAAGUUAAAUUAUAAUUUUGAAAACAAAAUUUUCAUAUAUUUUUUUAUGAAUAAUAUUUAAAAAGUGGAAUAGUUUUUAAAUGUUGCUUGUAAAUGUUGCUUCUUCUAGUUUGAUUUUAACCUUAUUUUAUUAUGCUGAUAACAUUUUAAUAAGUUAUAAUAAGUAAAUAGUUCUGCUUCUAUAUCUUUUAGCAAUAAGAUAUUAUAUGAUAUCUCCAAGAUGUAGUUCGGUAUUCUGAAUGAAGACCAAUAUCAUAAAGAUAUCGCAACAAUGUCAUUGGGCACUUUGUUCUGAUAGGAAUAAUUUUGAAUAAAUGUAAUUUAGAUUAUUUUGAAAAAUAUUAUCUUUUUUUUUAUUUGUUCAAAUGCAUUAUAGAAACAACAAAUAAAAACAUGUUAAAAUACAUCAUUACAAUCAUUUAUGAUUUUUUUAUCGAAAAUUUUUUACAGUAUUACAUAUAGAAUGCAUAAUUAUAAAAUAAAUGUGCUUGUUUGUAAGCAUCUGGGGCUAAAAGUAAUAAACACAAUGAAACCAAAUUUCAUAUCACAGAUGGUGGAAUAUUUAAGGAAAGGAAUUAUGCACACUUUUCUAUUAAAAGUCAUUGAUUGGAGAGAUUUUGUUUAAUGAAAUUGUGUCAAAAUGAAUGUUGAAAAUUAGAUAAUGCAAAAUUUUAUUGAUUUUCAUAUGGUAAAAAUAGAUUUUUUUUUUAUCAACUAUCGGGUCCCCAGAUACGUAUGCACCACUUUUAGUGUGCAACCGUUUUUUUAGAAAGACAACAAAUAUAUUUAUAUAACCCAAAAUUAUCAAUCAUAUUCAAAUUUUUAUACAUAUUAUAUUGUAACAGACAUUAUCUCAUUAUAUCAAUAUUUUUUUUUCAAAAGUUAGCCAUAAAUUAUUAUUCCUUCUACAGUGGAAUUAUUUAUUUAUUUUUAUUAUUUAUUUAUUAUUAUUAUUUAGGAAUGUAGCUGUGGGAAUAUUAUGCUUGAAAUUUUUCAUUUAUAGUAAAUAAAAGUUUCUAUUUAGAAAUCUUUAGAAGGAAUCUGUAGAAAGCAAAAUGUUUUUUUCCAUGUAUAUUUAAAGCUGUGUUUUUGAAAUAAGCUUUAUUAAUGUUUCAUUUUGUUUGAAGUCCUUUUUGCAUCAUAUUCGUAUGUAACUUUUAAUGUGACUUGUAUCUUUGAAUUCAUGUAAGUGUUGUGUGUUUGUGGUUUUGUUAGAUGGGCAUUAAAUGUUUUCAUGUGUGCUUAUAUGAAAUGUAUCCAUUUACCACUAUUUACAAAAGUUUCCAUCAUUCCACAUAGUCUUUUUUAUAAAAAUAUGGAUUGAAAAUUACUAAGUAAUCUAAAAAGGCAAAAACAUUUUGUAAAACAAGGUUUUUGCAUCAUAUUUAUAUAUAACAUAUAUUUACACAUAUUUCUUCAUGUCUAACACAUAUUUACUUUAUAAAAAUGAAACAAGAAAAAAUUUUAUUUCAGAAAACUAAAAUAUAAUAAGACGUAAAAGUUUUUACUUCCUACCUAACCAGAAAAAGUGUAAUGUCAUGUAUUUAGUAUAUAGAAAAAUAUAGUUUUAGUAUUAAGGAGAGUACCCUGUACUCCCAUUCUAAUAUCAAUAAAGGUGCUACCAAAUGAAUAUAUAUGUGAAUUUCAAUGUUUUAACUGUGAUUGUAUGACCAUAAUUUAUCAUGUGUAUUUAAUUGUGAAUGUUUAUUGCUUGAGUGUAAUUUAUUGUAUAUUUAACUAUGAAUGUUUAGCUGUGUGCAUUGUAUAUUUUGAAUUAUUACUAUUCACAAUUAUGCUUAAAUGCAUUUGUAUUUACAUCUUCAUGUGUGUUGUUAUACGUUUUAUCUUUAUUUAUGCCAAUUCAUUUCAUAUGGCUACCUCUUUAAAAUUGUGAAUGUAUUUAAGCAAUAGCAUGUGUAAAAAGCUAUAUUACAUUACAUUAUGUCAUGUCUCAUAUGAAAAGGAACAAUGGUAAUUUAGAAAUUAAAAUUUUUAAGUUCACAGCAUAAAUCCAUUCUAGAUUUUUCAAAAUUAGCUAUUAAACUGAUGAUAACUGAUAUACUAUUUACAUCAUUCCAUUGAAUGGUCCUGGCCUUUUGCUAGGUGUGGUUCAUUUUUUCAUACAGUAGUCAAUUUAUUCUUGAGAUACAUGUCAUAUGAUUAUGUGGCAUAGUGAAAUUAUAAAUAUGUCAGUUCCAUACAUUUUUAAUAAAUUUAAAAUAUUUACAUUAUAACAUUAUUUUUAUUAUUAUUACAUUAUAACACAUUAUUUAUCUACAGUGGAAUUAUUUAUUUAUUUUUAUUAUUUAUUUAUUAUUAUUAUUUAGGAAUGUAGUUGUGGGAAUAUUAUGCUUGAAAUUUUUCAUUUAUAGUAAAUAAAAGUUUCUAUUUAGAAAUCUUUAGAAGGAAUCUGUAGAAAGCAAAAUGUUUUUUUCCAUAUAUAUUUAAAGCUGUGUUUUUGAAAUAAGAGUAGAAAAGAGUUUGAAAUAAGAGUUUUGAGUAAAUUUAUUAUUAUUUACAUUAUAACAUUAUUUUUUUUAACUUGAGAUGAAUACUGAGAUAAAUGAGGGAAAGGCAAGGACUUCAUUCUAUUGGAAUUUGAAUUGUGUUAUCUCUGACAAAUUUAUUACAUAUUUUCUUACCUCUUAGUUCUAUUGUUUUAUAAUUUUAAAAUCACUUCUUUGUAUUUGCAGAAAAAUUACAGAUUCUGACAUUUAUAUUUUUUUACAUACCAGGAAACUCCAUUUAAAGAAACUAUCAAGUAAUUUAAAGAAAUAUUGACUUAAUUUAAAGAAAUAUUUUAAAUUCUAUGAAGAUUUAAUAUCAGUAUCUAACAAAAAGCAGAUAAUUAAUUAAGAAUCCAUAUUUUUAUU